AUGUCCAGCUUAUUUGGUUCCACCAGCACGGCGCCCGCCUCAGACAUGGCGGCUCGCAAGGAGGCAGUUAUGCAAUCCGUCCGGAGCGAGAUUGCCCUGGCUAACGCACAGGAACUCAUGAACAAAACGAACGAAAAGUGCUUCGCAAAAUGUGUCACAAAACCCUCGACUUCAUUGUCGAGUUCCGAAGAGACAUGUCUCGCACGCUGCCUUGACCGCUACAUGGAAGCCUUCAAUGUUGUCAGCAAGACGUACAUCGCACGGAUCAGCAAGGAGAGAUUGGAACACCACUGA
Laetiporus sulphureus 93-53 is the source of this 294-nucleotide messenger RNA. RefSeq lists its product as uncharacterized. Lineage: Eukaryota; Fungi; Basidiomycota; Agaricomycetes; Polyporales; Laetiporaceae. The transcript is spliced from 5 exons. Bases 1 to 294 code for a protein of 97 amino acids. The record is from RefSeq and is a predicted model, not a curated record.